Messenger RNA from Choloepus didactylus (southern two-toed sloth), 834 nucleotides. RefSeq names its product odontogenic, ameloblast associated (gene ODAM). The transcript is spliced from 11 exons. The record is from RefSeq and is a predicted model, not a curated record. Lineage: Eukaryota; Metazoa; Chordata; Mammalia; Pilosa; Megalonychidae. Bases 1 to 834 code for a protein of 277 amino acids.
AUGGAAAUGAUAAUUCUUCUUGGGAUCCUGGGAGCCACAUUGUCAGCCCCACUUAUCCCACAACGCCUUGUGUCAGCAAGCAACAGCAACGAGUUACGUCUGAACCUUAACAAUGCUGGGUUUUUGCCACUGCAGCUUCAGGGACCAUUUAGCACACUGAUUCCUCCUUUCUCUGGAAUUAUGCAACAGCAGCAGGCUCCAGUUCCUGGACUCUCCCAGUUCUCUUUGUCAACUCUAGGCCAGUUUGUUGGACUUUUCCCAAAUAAGAUACCCUUCCCAGCACAGGUCAGUUUUUCCCAAGGAGCUCAGAUGAACCAGCUGAACCCCUCACAGCCUCAAACACCAAGGCAGAGCCAACAGGGCCCUGAUCAUGUGUUGCCUUAUAUGUUGCCCUUAAAAUUGCCCCAAGAGCAACAAGAGAUGCUUCAAUACUAUCCCAUAUACAUGUUCCUACCCUGGGAACAACCUCAACAAGGAGUUUUACAGUCACCUCAGCAAACAGGACAGCAGCAAUUUGAAGAGCAGAUACCAUUCUAUAUUCAAUUUGGAUAUAUUUUGCAACAAGCAGAACCUGUUAUACUGGGAGGCCAGCAGCAAUUAGCCUUUGAUCCGUUCAUAGGCACAGCUCCUGAAAACUUACAGGUUCCAGCACUAGUAAUACCAUAUUUACAAAAAGAAAUGAUAAACUCUAGACAUGCCAGUGCUGGCAUCAUCUUGCCUUCAACUUCACCCAAACCCAGCACAAUCGAUGAUUUCACUUCUGCUAUAGAUCCAACUAUUACCCCAGAGCUCAUGGAAAAGAAGGCCAAGACUGAUAGCCUAAGGGGACCGUAA